AUGGCAGACGAAGGCAAGAAGCGCAAGGCGAACGAGAUCGCCGAGGAUGCCGACGACAGCAUCGAAGAGGCCGAAGCACCGGAGCAGCAAGUGGAGGUAGUGGACCUCACAGCCGAGUCAAAUGACGGCGGCGGAGUGGCACCGAUCGAGGACGCGGCCGACGGCUGCCGACUUGGUGAAAAGCGCCGUGCAAACAGUUCGCACCGAGGCGUGCAAAAGCUGCUGGAGCAGCACUUGGCACGGGAGGAGGCCGCCAAGAAGGCAAGAGCGGCCGAAGAGGUGAAGGCGAAGGCAAGGCGCGCCGAAGAGGCCAAAGCAAUCGCAGCGGCUGAGGCGAAGGCGGCGGACGAUGCAGCCAAGGAUGCUGCGGAAGCAGCGGUGAAGGUGACCAGCGAAGGUGUGACUGGGACACCUUCAGGCGAUGGGGGACAUCCCAACGCUAUGGGCGUGAACUUGGGGUGUGUGCGCGACGUUACGCGCCAUUUGACGGUGGUGCGCGAGUUCGAUGAGACUCGCGAGGAUUGGGGAUACCAGACGGCCAAUGCUGCCAGCAUGCCUCUUGCACGACUCGAACACGACAUAGGGCUCCUUCUCGCGCCUGAAAACGACCCACUGGUUGCGGUGAUCCGUAAACAGACAGAAACCACCCGGGCGUACGACCACGCCGGCAGAAUUUGUCCACCCGACGUCCAAGGAAGUUUCGCGGCGGACUGGCUUGGCGCUACCCGUCACAAACAUGUGACGGACGUCCAAGUAGCGCUCGAAGAAAUACACCACAACGUGGCGGUGCGAGGCGACAACUUGCGUCAGCAAGUGCGCGGACGCUGCGACCGAAAAUACGAAGUCAAGUUUACAGGUUUUUCGGUCAGCGAUUUUGUGCUCGUCGGAACUGUCGUCAAACGUCCGACAAAGAUGGCCCUGGAUUGGCGCAGACCCUGCCAAGUGACCAGAGUAAUCACAGGCCAUAUGAUGGUGCCACCAUAUGAAAUCAAGGUCCACCAUGCGUGCCGACUGAAGAUGUACCAAGAAGAUGGUAGAGAGGUGACCGAUGACCUUCAGGCGCAGAUCGCGUUUGUCGAUGGCGGAUUUCACGUGGAGUGCCUGGACGAAGCGCGAUGCAUGCAUGGCCAGCAUCAAGUUUUGGUGAAGCGACUCGGACUUGACGAUGAAGAAUCGUCCUGGGAACCUCCGGCGAAUUUGCUGGACGACAUUCUAGUCGUAUUUCGCAAGUGGACGGCGGCCAACAAGGAAGACCCUGCCGUGGCUGCCCUCAUCAAGACACUGGAAUUCCCGUAG
Molecule: messenger RNA, 1296 nt
Organism: Aphanomyces astaci
Lineage: Eukaryota; Oomycota; Saprolegniomycetes; Saprolegniales; Verrucalvaceae
Exons: 3
Coding region: 1-1296 (431 amino acids)
Source: RefSeq, a predicted model, not a curated record